Messenger RNA from Solanum verrucosum, 932 nucleotides. RefSeq names its product aquaporin TIP2-1-like. The transcript has 3 exons. The record is from RefSeq and is a predicted model, not a curated record. NCBI's taxonomy places the organism in Eukaryota, Viridiplantae, Streptophyta, Magnoliopsida, Solanales, Solanaceae. The coding region runs from base 163 to 912 and encodes 249 amino acids. Gene Ontology annotation, molecular function: water channel activity. Gene Ontology annotation, biological process: water transport; transmembrane transport. Gene Ontology annotation, cellular component: membrane.
ACAAUAUAGUGCAAAAACUCAUGAUGUGCAUUGAUUGACAUGCAACAUAUUUUAUUGUUAUAUUUGCAGUAUAUAUAGGUACAAACAAGGGACUCUUGGGGUAAUCCAAAAGCAAUAUUCUUCUCUCUGUCAAUUGCAGCGUUUAAUUAAUUUGGUCUCAAAAUGCCUUGUAUAGCUUUUGGACGUUUUGACGAUUCAUUCAGUGGUGGGUCUAUUAAGGCCUAUGUUGCUGAAUUUAUCUCCACCUUGCUUUUCGUCUUCGCCGGUGUUGGAUCUGCCAUUGCCUACAAUAAAUUGACAGCAGAUGCAGCUCUUGAUCCUGCGGGACUAGUUGCGGUCGCAGUUUGCCAUGGAUUUGCUCUCUUCGUGGCCGUUUCUAUUGGUGCUAACAUCUCCGGUGGUCACGUUAACCCCGCUGUUACUUUUGGUUUAGCUCUUGGCGGCCAAAUCACCCUUCUUACCGGCUUGUUUUACUGGGUCGCACAGCUUUUGGGUGCCAUUGUUGCUUGCUGCCUCCUCAAAUUUGUCACUGGAGGAUUGGCUGUUCCAAUCCACGGUGUGUCAGCUGGUGUAGGAGCUACUGAAGGAGUUGUAAUGGAAAUUAUCAUCACAUUUGCAUUGGUGUACACUGUGUACGCCACAGCAGCUGACCCCAAGAAGGGAUCAUUGGGUACAAUUGCACCCAUUGCCAUUGGUUUCAUUGUUGGUGCCAACAUUUUGGCUGCGGGCCCAUUCUCCGGAGGUUCAAUGAACCCAGCCCGUUCUUUUGGGCCCGCAGUUGCUAGUGGCAACUUUGCUGGUAACUGGAUUUAUUGGGUUGGACCACUCAUUGGUGGUGGCUUGGCCGGUUUAAUCUAUAGCAAUGUCUUCAUGAACUACGGCGACCAUGUUCCACUCUCUAGCGAUUUCUAAAAGAAAUGUUUGAAUUUGAU